Messenger RNA from Engraulis encrasicolus (European anchovy), 4721 nucleotides. It is a transcript of the gene map2, whose product is annotated as microtubule-associated protein 2. Gene Ontology annotation, cellular component: neuron projection. The record is from RefSeq and is a predicted model, not a curated record. Lineage: Eukaryota; Metazoa; Chordata; Actinopteri; Clupeiformes; Engraulidae. The transcript is spliced from 14 exons. Gene Ontology annotation, biological process: microtubule cytoskeleton organization; neuron projection development. Gene Ontology annotation, molecular function: microtubule binding. The coding region runs from base 233 to 4504 and encodes 1423 amino acids.
AACUAAGAAUGCAGCGAUGAACCUUUUCAUAGCUGACUACUUAACUGAAUGUAAAAAGCCUUUUGGUCAGUCCGAAUAUAAAUUCCAUUCUACCUCUGAUAGAUGAGAGUUCCAUCUCAAGAUCACUGGCCAUCUCCAUCCACCGGAUCUCAUUCAUCCAACAUUGUGCUGUGCAUGUUGGGUCAAGUCACAACCAUGACAUUGUCUCAUUCGUCUCUCAGUGGCCUUGAAGAUGGACGCAGACAGACCUGGCCACGAGAGGACGGCUGCCGCCGGUGUGGACUUCACCGAACUCGAGAGGCAGCUGGCCAACGUUCAAGCGGCUCCGUCAAACGCACAGAGCCACGCGAAAGAGACGCCAAAGGUGUCCACCCAAAUAGCCGACAGUCUGUCUGAACAGAAGUGUGUGACCAAACAGCUCUCUGCCGAAGCGAGCGAGCAAGCCUCUUCAAAAGAUACCACGACACACAAAGACAAGAAGGACGAGGAGGACUCCUGGUCCUUUGGAGUGAAGCAUGCAGCAGCUACAGUCAGUGUCCAAUCUUCUGAGAUAUCUUUAAGAAAGAGCACUGAAGUGAAGGGGAAGGAUGAGAAACCUGGGGAGCACCUGAAAGACAAGUCUGGCAUGUCUGCGUACUUUGAAACCACAACCUUGAAGGACAGUGAGGCUCGAGCAGGAGGUGGUGAGGGUUAUUAUGAGCUGAGUACAGGAGGGGGUGAAAAGACGAUGCUCGACAUUAGCUACACAAGUCUCGGGGGAGACAAACAUGAUGAAGAUAGCAAGAAGGAGGCACAGUCCACCCUUUCGCCCAUAGAGAGAAGGGAUGAUUGUCGCCUCUCACCCGGAAAGCUGGCGCUGGACCAGAGGAGCUACUCCCUCAACAUCCCGAUUGGAGGACUCGAUCAAGCUCGUCCCAGGAACUUCUCUCCGCUAGCUACAGACAUUUUGUCAUUCACCAGCGGAAGUCUGGACGAAUCAGCCGACUAUCUUCCCGUCACCACCCCGUCUGUGGAGAAGCUCCCAGCAUUCCCUCCUGUUGGCGUGGAAGCGUCAGCCUCCGACGCCCAGCUGUCUCCAUCACCCCCAAUGGCCACAGGCUCAAGUGGCAAGACGAGCCCUCAGAGAGACUCGCCCGAUUUGUCUUUCCCCUCCUCCAAGUUCCAGUACAAAAACGGCACAAUCAUGGCUCCUGACCUUCCCGAAAUGCUCGAUCUGGCAGGCACCCGGUCAAGGCUGACGUCUGAGAACACCGACCCAGACAUCAUGAGAAGGAAGUCGUGUCACGCCGACGUGUCAGCCCACAUCUCUGAGUCCCUCGCCAAUUUAGGCCUGGCCGACCAAGGUCAGAAAGGGGCCAGAAGCGAAAGUCAGUUAGAGGAUCUUGGAUACUGUGUCUUCAGCGAGUACUCCGGGCCCAUGCCGUCACCUGCUGAUGUGCACAGCCCCAUGGACUCCAUGCCUCAGAUCUUCACCACGAUGCCGUCUGAAGAAAAGGAUGCAGCAGCUCCGUGUGAUUCAUCGGCGGAGGGUGCGCCGGCCAAAAAGGAUGGGGCACCUGAGUCAGCAAUAUCGCCCAAAGAUGAAGAUGUAAAACUUGGCCAGGGCAUCGCUGCCACUGAAAAAGACAAGCCAGACACCAGCAAGGACGGGAAAAACAAAGAGGCCGAUGACAAGGCUGAAAAAGAUAAAACACAGGCAGACAAACAGGCUGAAACUUUCGUGACACCAGUGGUGACGGUCACUUUGGACGAGUCUAAGCCUGAUAAGGAGGCAGAAGGCAGCACCUUAACGCAGACAGACUUCGAAGAAAUAGCUGCGUAUGAGAGACAAAUCCGAAGGCUGGAGAUGGAGGACCGACCACUGAGCGUUGAGGAGGAGCGAGAACUGAUGGAGCUGAGGGAGAAGGUGAAGAACAAACCAGAUCUGGUGCACCAGGAGGCCUACGAGGAAGUCGAUGCCGAGGACGUGUACCAGCUGACAGGAGUAGCCAAAGACAGAAUUGCUCGACCGAUCAGGCCGUCUCCUGCGUCAUCUGUCGAAAGUACCACUGAAGAGGACAAGGCAGUGAGGCCCAAGCAGCUUGAGGGUGCUGAGGCAGCAGCAGCAGUGGAGAAAGUCAAGACUUCAGAAAAACCAUCCAGUCCAGGUGUGAAAACUCAGCCUGCUGAAAAAGAGAAGGAUAAGGUGGAGAAGGGAGAGGGUAUUGAAAUGGCCAAAGAGCCCAAAGAAUUCAUAGUGGAGGCCAAGCCAGCGAGUCCUGUGGGAAAAGCAGCCCCAGAAAAGGCAGACGCAGCGAAGGCCAAAGAGGAGGAGGAAGAGGCACUCGAAGGAGCCGGAGCAGCAGACGCAACAGUGGAGUCUCGAGCCGCCAUCGAAUCUGUAGUGACGGUGGAGGAUGAUUUCAUCACAGUGGUUCAGACCAUCGACGAAGGCGAGGCGCCCGUGCAUAGCGUACGCUUCUCAGCUCCUCCAGAGGAGGAGGAGCCUGCUCAGAGGCUCCAGGAAGAGGAGGAGGAGGAGGAGGAGUCUGUGGAAAUGGCACAGGAGGUCGAGAUGGAAGCGGCCAGUCUGGAGGAGAUACCAGACGUUCCAGAGGUGGCCGAGACCCCUGUGAUGAUCCCCCCGAAACAGGCAGAGGUGGUGACGGAGUCUGAGAUCCCAGCCGAGAGCUUUGACGACUACAAAGAUGAGACGACCAUCGAUGACUCCAUCUUAGACAGCUCCUGGGUGGACACCCAAGGUGCGAUUUCAGAUGAGGACAAAAGCAUGGCCACGGAGAAAAUUGAGCCUCUUCCCAAAGUGCGGAGCCCCGUCAAAAAACCUGUGGUGGAGAAGCCGACCAAGCAAAAGGCCAAAGGGGGCCGGGUUAAGGCCCGGAUCUCCACUCCGGAGCGCAAACCUGUACGCAAGGAGCCUCUUCCUAUUCCCAGGGAAGACACCAGGAAGAAAAAAGCUGUCAUUAAGAAGGCCGAGUUCCCCAUUAAGAAGUCUGAAAUUCAGACUCGCUCUCCCUCCCGCAAGAGUGCUUUAAAACCCGCUGUCAGACACCCUAGGCCUGCCCAGCACCACGCCUGUGUUAAGCGGAGACCCACAGUGUCAGCAGACGGCCGGCAGCCCAUGAGCGUGGCCAGACACUCGCGGGACAGGAUCUCUCCCCACUCCUACCCUGUCUCCCAGAUCCCCACCCCCGCCUCCUCCUCACUAACAAAGAUCCCCAAAUCGCGGGCGGCGGCAGUCAUGCUCCCCCCUCGACCCAGCUCCGCCUGCUCCAACGCCAACGUAAGGAGCGUUCAGAUGGAGGCUGACGGCUUUGGGCCGCGGCCCUCCUCGGCUGGGGCCCGGGGCUCCCCGCCAAUGAACAGACUCAUGGGAAAGGAUGGUGGUUCCAGGAGCCCAGAGAAGAGGUCGUCUCUGCCCAGGCCAGCAUCCAUCCUGAGCAGGCGCUAUCAUCCCGCGGAGCCCGAGGAGAGCUCCACCUCCAUCACCAGCUCCGGAUCUACAGCACCGCGCAGGCCCACAUCGUUCCGCACUGAGUUCCGAGCUGAGUAUAGGACGGGACGGGCUCACAGCGUGGCUGGUAGGACGGAGACCAGCCGCUCCGAGUCCGCUCGCUCCCGCUCGGCCCGCAGCGGCACGUCCACCCCGCGCACGCCGGGCUCCACGGCCCUCACGCCGGGCACCCCGCCCAGCUACUCCUGCCGCACGCCGGGCACCCCCGGCACGCCGCGCACGCCCAAGUCCCUCAGCCUGCUGUCGGGCGAGAAGAAGGUGGCCAUCAUCCGCACGCCGCCCAAGUCGCCCGCCACCACGCCCAAGCAGCUGCGUGUCAUCAACCAGCCGCUGCCCGACCUGCGCAACGUCAAGUCCAAGAUCGGCUCCAUCGAAAACAUCAAGUACCAGCCCAAGGGCGGCCAGAUUCAGAUUUUAAACAAGAAGCUGGACUUCAGUCACGUACAGGCAAAGUGCGGAUCCAAGGAUAAUCUGAAGCAUUCCCCCCGUGGAGGCAAUGUUCUCAUUCCUAACGUAAAACUGGACUUUAGCCACGUCAGGUCAAAGUGUGGCUCCAUGGACAAAGUGCAGCAUGCGGCAGGCGGCGGGAACGUCCAUAUCCAGUCCAAGAAACUUGACUUAAGUCACGUCACUUCCAAGUGUGGUUCACUGGACAACAUUCGCCACCGACCAGGAGGUGGACAUGUGCGCAUUGAGAAUGUGAAGCUGGACUUCAAAGACAAGGCCCAGCCUAAGGUGGGCUCCCUUGAUAAUGCCCAUCAUACACCCGGAGGAGGCGCAGUACUGAUCGAGAGCCACCGGCUCUCCUUCCGCGACACGGCCAAGGCGCGGGUGGACCACGGGGCGGAGAUCGUCAGCCAGUCCCCGGAUGGCACGUCCCCGCACCGCCACAGCCACAUGUCAUCCUCGGGCAGCAUCAACCUCCUGGAGUCCCCGCAGCUGGCCACGCUGGCCGAGGACGUCACCGCCGCGCUGGCCAAGCAGGGCCUGUGAGCUCGUCCCCCUUCACGCACCCCUCUCUCACCCCUCUCGCACCCCUACAGAUGAGCAGGGCCUAUGAGCUCACCCCUCUCUCACCCCCCUCUUGCCCACCUACGGAAGAACUCCCACCAUAGCCAAGCAGGGCCUGUGAGCUCAUCCCUCUUCCCCCCCUCUCGCCCCCCUUCUCUCAACCUCCUCUCUCUCCCCCCUUCUCUCUCCCUCCUCUCUC